This is a messenger RNA of Dermatophagoides pteronyssinus (European house dust mite), 2046 nucleotides long. Its product is annotated as fatty acyl-CoA reductase 2-like. NCBI's taxonomy places the organism in Eukaryota, Metazoa, Arthropoda, Arachnida, Sarcoptiformes, Pyroglyphidae. Gene Ontology annotation, molecular function: alcohol-forming very long-chain fatty acyl-CoA reductase (NADP+) activity. Gene Ontology annotation, biological process: long-chain fatty-acyl-CoA metabolic process. The record is from RefSeq and is a predicted model, not a curated record. Gene Ontology annotation, cellular component: peroxisome.
AAACCCGGUCAGAUUACUGACCUAUUAAUUGUGUGACGAACAUCAAUCUAGGAAAUUCUUUCGAAUCGAUUUAUCAAAUUUUACUGGUGCUACUGUUAUUAUUAUCAUAGUCGCCUAUUUUAGCUAAUUGUUAUUGAUCCGGUGCAUAAUUUUUUUUUUAGUUCAACAAUUUUUAAUGAUAGAAAUUCUUUUCAACAUUCAUUUCCUAAAAUAAUCAUAAACAACAAAAUGAAAACAAUGAAUGAAAAUCAUCGUAACGUUAUUGAUAAUGCUAAUAUGGAUGAGAUGCAUACAUCAUUAGGUGUAAUGAAUUCAAUUAAUGAUUCAUUAAUUUCAUCAUUCUAUGCAAAUAAAUCAAUAUUUAUUACCGGUGCAUCCGGUUUUAUGGGUAAAGUUUUGGUUGAAAAAUUACUUCGAUCAUGUUCGAAUAUUAAAUCAAUUUAUAUUCUUCUUCGUACGAAGAAAAAUGUUGAUCCAUGUGAUCGAUUGAAUGAGCUUAUUCGAUCAAAGAUUUUCGAUAGAGUUCGUGAAAUGAAUGCUAACCUUUUGGAUAAAGUGAUUGUAAUUCCUGGUGACAUUGUAUUACCCGGUUUAGGUAUUUCUGAUACUAACAUUGAAUUACUAAAUCAAGAAGUUUCAAUCGUUUUUCAUUCGGCUGCCACUGUUAAGUUUGAUGAGCCAAUGAGAACUUCAAUCAAUUUCAAUGCAUUAGGUACGAGACAUAUGUUGGAACUUUGUCGUAAAAUGAAAAAAUUGGAAGCAUUUGUUCAUGUUUCUACGGCUUACUCUAAUUGUGACCGUCAUGAUGUUGGUGAACAAUUUUAUCCAAUUACUGUGCCAUAUAAUAAAAUAAUCGAACUUAACGAAUGGAUGGAUGAUGAAACAUUAGCAGCGGUAACACCUCAAUUGUUAGGUAAUCGACCUAACACUUAUACCUAUACAAAAGCGUUAGCCGAAACAUUAUUAUUGAAUGAACAAGGUUCACUUCCUGUUGCCAUUGUACGGCCAUCUAUUGUUACAGCUGCUUGGCGUGAACCAUAUCCCGGUUGGGUGGACAAUAUUAAUGGGCCAACUGGAAUGGUAUUGGCUUCGGGUAAAGGAUUAUUGCGAUCAAUGUUGUAUGAUUCAAAGGCUUGUGCCGAUAUAAUCCCGGUGGAUAUGGUAAUCAAUUUAAUGAUAGCCGUUGCAUGGUAUACUGCUAUGCGAAGACCAAAAAAUAUUCAAAUUUAUAAUUGUACUUCGGGAACAUUGAAUACACUGAAAUGGAGUGAUAUCGAAAGGAUCGUUUUCCCGUUAAUAAUAAAAUAUCCCAGCCUUAAUGUUUUUCGGUAUCCAGGUGGAACAUUCAAAGAAUCGAGAUCAUUCAAUCGAAUUUGUAGUGUUUUUUGUCAUUUAAUACCGGCAUAUCUAAUCGAUGGUAUACGUUUGUUAUGCUGGCAAAAACCAAUGCUUAUUCGAAUUUACCAAAAACUUCAACGAGCAAUCGAAGCACUUGAAUAUUUCACAACACGUGGAUGGAAUUUUGAUUUCACAAAUGUGAUUGCUUUGUCACAAGAACUUCGAGGUAUCGAUCAAAAGGAAUUUCAUUUUGAUGUUCGAAAUCUAAAUUGGUCAUCAUAUUGGGAAGAUUAUGUACUUGGAAUAAGAAAAUUUAUUUUAAAAGAAGAAAUUUCAACAUUACCUAAAGCAAGAAAAAACUUGAAAAGAAUUUAUUACAUUCAACAAUUUCUUUAUCUAUCUAUUGCAAUGAUUAUUUCAUAUUUAUUGGCCACAAGUACAUCAUUCUUUCCAUAUGAAUGGCUUUCAUCAAUCAUGACAAUCAUAUGGCCAACCGAAUUCAUUGUGCAACAAUAUAAUCUAAAUCCACAAUCAUCUCCAAUAUUUGAACAUCCAUUAUCAAUGAAUUUCACAUCAAUAACUCAAUCAUCCAUACAAUCACAAUCAAGACAUUCAUCAUUAUGGACAUUAUUGGCAUCGUAUAUAGGUUUACCGACCUCAUCAAUCACUACUUGAGUUCCAAUACACAUGAAUAAACAAAAAAAAAAA